Messenger RNA from Ostertagia ostertagi, 1362 nucleotides. Lineage: Eukaryota; Metazoa; Nematoda; Chromadorea; Rhabditida; Trichostrongylidae. The record is from the annotation of a GenBank genome assembly.
AUGGAAGACGAAGCCAUAGGACAGGUCUCCGUCAGAUUUAAGGGGGAGAACGGCGAUGAGCUCGGUGGGAGCUGGAAUUCUUCUGCCUACAUCUGUUACUUCAAAUCAACUUCAAAAUUUUAUUUCAGUGAAGAUCCGGUGCCGAUCUCGUUCUUCACAGAAGAUGGCGUCGAAAUCGUUGGUAGCAUUGAGAAAAGCUUGGAAAAAAUCGACUUUGAAAAGACGCUCUGCCUAGUUUAUCAACCUCAAGCCGUUUUUCGCGUUCAACCGGUGACAAGAUGCUCAUCGAGUAUGCCUGGUCAUGGGGAACCAGUUAUAUCAGCUCAGUUCAGUCCUGACGGAAGAGGACUCGCGAGUGGCUCAGGUGACACGACUGUGAGGAUAUGGGAUAUAGACACGGAAUUGCCUCUCUUCACCUGCAAAGGACACAAAAAUUGGGUUCUCUGCAUUGCGUGGUCCCCAGACGCUAAGAAGAUUGCUUCAGCUUGCAAAAAUGGGCAGAUUAUGAUUUGGGAUGCAUCUACUGGCUUGCAAUUGGGUAAAACUUUAUCCCGACACAAACAGUGGAUCACUCACUUGGCUUGGCAACCUAUGCAUAAAGACCCGAGCUGCAGGUUUCUGGCCAGUGCUGGAAAAGACGGCAAUAUUCUCAUUUGGGAUACCGUCCAGGGAACUGUUGAGCGCUCUCUCAGUGGUCACACAGCCUGCGUGACGAGCAUACGAUGGGGCGGUGAAGGAUUGAUUUACUCCGGAUCUCAGGACCGCACCGUAAAAGUAUGGCGUGCUAGUGAUGGGGUAAUCUGCAGAAAUCUCACUGGUCAUGCACACUGGAUCAACACAUUAGCACUCAACACGGAUUAUGCUUUGAGAACAAGCUGCUUCGAUCCGAAGACAGGUUGUAACAGACCGGCAAGUGAGGCCGAGUGCCAGAAGGUUGCUCUGCGAAGAUACGAAGAGGCAAUAAAAGUGUGUGGUGGUGAGAGACUGGUAAGUGGUUCGGACGAUUUCACCAUGUUUUUGUGGAAUCCAUCAGAAUCGAAGAGCGCCGUUGCAAGGUUAACCGGUCAUCAACAGCUUGUGAAUCAGGUUAUGUUCUCACCAGAUACUCGAUACAUAGCAUCGGCAUCCUUCGACAAAUCUGUGAAGCUGUGGUGUGGCAGGACAGGAAAAUUUCAUUGCGUCAUUGAGGGGUCACGUAAAUGCCGUAUAUCAAGUAGCAUGGUAUGGGAAAUUCGCAGUAGGCGGCUGCAUUUCGACUUGCCAGGUCACGGCGAUGAAGUGUAUACGGUCGAUUGGAGUCCCGAAGGGACAAAAGUUGUUAGCGGUGGCAAAGAUAAGGUGCUUAAGUUGUGGCGUCAGUAA